Messenger RNA from Passer domesticus (house sparrow), 1588 nucleotides. RefSeq lists its product as uncharacterized. The coding region runs from base 584 to 1258 and encodes 224 amino acids. The transcript is spliced from 4 exons. Lineage: Eukaryota; Metazoa; Chordata; Aves; Passeriformes; Passeridae. The record is from RefSeq and is a predicted model, not a curated record.
GCGACGGGACAGGACGGGACAGAGCGGUGCUGUGAGGAGCCCCCACACAGCGCACUCGUUCGUGUCCGACCCGGAGCUUUUUCCAGACGCUGUUCCUGCAGCUGGCCUUGCGGCCAGACUGUGGCAUUUGGUGACUCGGAUCUUUUCCAAGACAUCUAUCCCUGUGGCCUGUGCACUCCAGGCCAGACCGCGGGAUUUGGUGACCUGAAUCGUUGUUGAGGAGUCUCCUGUGAUUUUGGCAGGAGUCCUCAAGACCAAAGUGCAGGUCUUGCUGCUUGCUGUCCUGCUGCCUUCCUGAGGCUUCUCUCUUGCUGGUGCUUUCAGCAACUGCAAGACUUGUUGACUUGGCAAUAUCCUGAGGAACCUCUAUUUAAGGUGCCCUCUAGGCCAGACUCUGACAUGGCAGGCAGAUUCCUUGGCUUGUUCAAAGUGCUCAGGGGGAAAAAAAAACAAAGGCCCUGGAGCUGCCCCAGCAGAACAGCCUGAAGAGCCGGAGCAGAUCCAGACACUGCAGGAUGAUGCAGCCGUGGAGCGCACACAAGAGCAGCAAUCCAGCCGUGGCCGCUUCCACAGAACCCUGAAGAUGUUCCGGAAGUUUCUGCGAGUUCAGCGCAGAGAGACCGGGACCAGUGCAGCUGAGGGCCCAGCCGAGCCUGACUCGGGGCUGACCGAGCUCCAGGCAGAGCCUGAUGUCAGCCUGGAUUCAGCUGAGCACUUUCAAGACUCUGACACCAUAAUGAAUGAGGACACAGCAAACGGAGACAAGGCAGUGACUGAGGACGUGGCCAUGACAAAUGCCAACACUGGAGAGACUGAAGCCACCGCAAAUCCUGACACCACGCCCACUCCAACUCUGAUCGAGGAAUUAAUACCAGAGUAUUUCAGGGACCCUUGUCUUUCGUCUCAGGAGCAGCUAAGCAGGCUGGGAUCAGGCCUGGAGGCCUCCCAGGACUUUGUGCCCCCUCAAGCCGUGAUUACUGGGGCCCCUCAGCCUUUGAGGCCAGCACAGUGUGGCGGGAAGGGAAGCUGGGGAAGUUGCUCCCUUGAAGAGCGCUCCAAGUUUCCCCCAGGUGUCCUCCAGGUGCCAGCCAUUGUAAGGAACAUCCACCAGAGGCUGGUGUCCCAUGACACUGUGGAUGCCAGGCUGAAAAUUGACAUUGUGAGGCUGGCUGAAGAACAUCCUGUUGAUGUGGUGCUGACCCUCCUGCGCUGUGCCCCAACGUGUGACAGCCAUUUCAGUCCCAAGGAAAGACACUAGUCUGUCCCACUGAAACCUGAAUAUUCACGCCCGGUUUGCCAGAAGAGCUGAAGAAUUAGGUCCAUCUUCAGGAUGCGGUGAACCAGUGUCCCAAGAACAGCACCAGGAGACACUGAACAGGACACCAUCUCCCAUUGCCACUGGAGCUCCAGGCACAGCUGAUGAUUGGUACAGCUGAGCCUGUGGGAAGCUCGCAUGGCUUCUGGCCUUUCCCUGCCUGUAGAUACCUCCCUCCCUCCAGCCCUCAGACACUGCCCAUUCCCUCUUCCCCUCCCAUAUCACCCCUUGUUUUUGGAUUUCAUUAAUAAACGGUUUGGCUUCUUCACUUUG